CGUUCAAAGUAAAUAAUAGAAGUCGCUAGAGCUGUGUUGGUCACUUUCGUUUGCUUUGAGUGAAAAAGAACUCCUCCCAUUGGCUAGCAUGGCUCAGAUUCCAGCCGCUCCUUUGGAGGCGGGGGACCCCUUUGUUUGUCGUGGCUCCCAUGUUAGCCUGUUAUUAUCCGUCUGUGUCGCUGCAUGACCAUGCCGCAACCAUUGUUGCCUUGGAACUACAACGCCACGAGAACCCCAGGCCCGAGUCUCGCUGCCGCGUCCCCAAACACACCGGCAAUGGCCAGGAAGCCCAAAGGCUCUAGGAAACGGGGGAGUCGUGGCCGCCAGGCUCCGUCGGCCAAGCGCAAGGCGUCAUCCUCGAAAAAGAAGACACAGCACCCGGCAGCAAUACCCGGCCCACCGAAUACUCCCCUACCAGAUGCCAGACCCGGCACGGCCGACAGCGUCGAAGUCAUGAUCACAGAGGGAUCCUCUUCCCAACCCAAUGCCGCCCCACCACUCGACGCCGCUGCGCCCGGUACAGUCGAUAUCAACGAGGACGUUGUAACGGAACGUUCCUCUCCCCUAUCUGAUGCCGCCGUACUACCUGAUGCCGCUGUACCCGGCACAGCCGAUAGCAACGAGGACAUCAUCACGGAGGGAUCCUCUUCCCACCCUGAUGCCGCCGUACCGCCUGAUGCUGCUGCCACACUUGAUACUGCUGCGCCGCCUAAUACCGCUGUGCCCGGCACGGCCGACAACGAUGAGGACAUGAUCACGGAGAGACCCUCUUCCCGACCUGAUGCCGCUGCACCACCUGACGCCGCCGUACCCAGCGAGGCCAACGACAACGACAACGACAACGGCCCAAUCCUCCUGGAUAAACAGGAAUACAAUGAGUUCUGUGGGGGCAAAGGACCCGUCCUCCGCCUUAACAAGGAGCAGGACAAAAAAACGGCCCGGAUUGGCCUCAACUCAUGGAACGAUGGCGUACUCACCGGCUUUAGCAACCCUUGGAACCAUGAUGCUGUCGGCACGUGCUUCGACAAGUUGCGUAACCGCAUUCUCGCCCUUGCCAAGUCCAUGGCCGAGGCUGUAGAAUGGGUGACGCUCGACGUCGAAACUCAAGACAUGCUCAAGGCCUGGGCGCCAAAGGCCAAGGGGUACCUGGAGACUUCAGGGGGGGCAGAAAGUAGGUCAAAUUCCCGGAAUUGUUCUUUCGGAGGCGGCGGCUGACGAACGAACCUGCUCCAGUUAUCUUUCAGGGGUGGCUGUGGCGGAUCGUCGUUGACGACAUCGUCGAUGGACCAGGCGACCAACCACACUGGAAGUCGUAUCGGGAGCUCCUACGCGUGAUACAGUGUGAGUACAA
This is a messenger RNA of Chaetomium fimeti, 1351 nucleotides long. RefSeq lists its product as uncharacterized. The transcript has a single exon. NCBI's taxonomy places the organism in Eukaryota, Fungi, Ascomycota, Sordariomycetes, Sordariales, Chaetomiaceae. The coding region runs from base 184 to 1215 and encodes 343 amino acids. The record is from RefSeq and is a predicted model, not a curated record.